AUGCUAGUGCCGUCGGCAGAUGCUGCCAUCUUCUCAACAGUCGCAGAUGCUACUGACUCGGCUGUUGCCAGAAUCGCAGAUCUCCUGACACAUCCCGACGAUCUAGCAAAUAAAUUAGGAGUGCUCCGUCGUCGUUUUGCUGCUGAAAAGGCAAACAUUGAUGCCCAACUAAAGACGUUGGUUGAGGGUCAAUUAGAUGAUGCACGACGAGGGGUAGACACCCUAUUCAAAUCCCAGGAAGAGACCGAGGUCGUAAAAUUAAAUCUGGAAAGGAUUGAUAGCCUAUGUGCUGAUGCUCAAAACACCGUCAAGAACUAUGCUCGUAUCAAAAAGAUCUCCAGAACACAUCAGAACUUUGUAGCCACAAAAGAAAUCGUAGAGCAAUUUCAACGUCUGAAUGCUCAAAUCACUCGUAUACAUAAACUGCUAGAACGUGACUCGGAAAACCUAGAAGGACCAGCCGAAAACCUAUUAUUGAUUCACUACCAGAUCUUCCAACUCGAGCAAUUCAAAAACUCGACUCUGCAACGUAGUAGAGGUGGAUCUGCAGAUGUCGUAUCCACACUUCAAAAUUAUUUCCGCAAAGUAGAUCAACUCGUCGAAGAAUUCGACUCUUAUAUGUGGAAACUAGCUAAAUCCGUAAUUGACUUGACAAAGUCAGGCCGUAUAUCCACAAUCGUUAGAAUGGUCAAGAUUAUAGAAACAGAGGAAAAGGCUGAUGAAGCUUCAGCUAUGCAAAUCGUGUCUAGCCCGACAAGUGCUGGUAGAUACGACACCACAUAUCAACGACCGCCGAAAUCCUAUAGGAUACGAUUCUUUGAUGCUAUACGAGAUACCCUACGACGAAAGUUUGAUAGCUUACAUGAUCAACACAAGAACGAGUUCCCGCAGCUGCUACAGGCUCUCAACUUUGUCACGGAUGAUUUAACUAUAAUACAUGACGAUCUAGCACCACGGCUACCGAAAAAGUAUAAUACCUUUCACUUUUUCGUGCUCGAGUAUCACCGAAACAUUUACGACGUGAUCAACAAGGUCAUCCAAGGAUCCAUGGAAGCAGGUGCCAUACUCCAGCUGCUAAAAUGGGUCCGCAACUAUUACGAAGAUAUGAGCGCCCGUCUCGGUGUCGGAGAAGAACUCUUAGAACCACGACUCCUAGACGGCAAAGAAGAACAACUCGUGGAAGAGUACGUAAAACUUAUACGCAACAAGCUCGCUGAAUGGAUGGGCAAUCUCCUACAGUCCGAAACCCGUGAAUUCUUCCAACGUAACGCAUACCCAGAUUCCGAUCCCGCCAAUGGCAACUAUUUAAUGAAUGCAUCCAUCAUCAUGUUUCAAAUGGUGAAUCAGCAAGUCGAUAUAGUAGCUGCCUCCUCACGUGGUAAAUUAAUGUAUGAUGUGGUGUGUGAAUGUACGAUGGCACUGGACGAGUUUCAUAAAGCCUGGCUAAAGAUUCUAGAUUCCGAGUAUCAGAAAUUUGUAGAAAAGUCUCCUGAACUCGCUGAAGGCUUGCCUGAAUACGUCAUGGCGCUGGCCAACGAUGCAUUCCGAAGCAGAGAGUUCUCUGAAGCCAUCAUAACCCGUAUUGAUGCUGUAGUCGACGACGAGUAUCGCCCUGCCGUGAAAACCAAACUGAAUGGAACCCUAGAUGGAUUCAUGAAACUAGCUACCAGAGCAAACACUGUGCUCAUCGAUAUAGUACUAAUCGAAGUAAAACCAGCCCUUUCGCAAAUGCAUACGAAUGCAUGGUAUGACUCUGAUCCCAUGAGACCGAUAAUAGCAACACUCGAAGACUAUUGCAAUGAUUUCCAAUCCCAUUUAUGUGAAUAUCUGUUUACGAAACUCACUGCUGAUUUACUGGAACGGUUUAUUGUGGUGCAUAUUGAAUCGUUCCGGAAUAAGGGGGCUAAAUUCAAGUUUCCUGCUGCUACGGAACGCAUGAAGUGUAAUUUAGAACAGGGACGAGAGUUUUUCUUAAAGUAUAAGACUGCCAAAAGGGUUAAUCAGUCUUUUGAUCCAGUGGAGAAGCUGGUGGCGUUUGUGUGUAGUACUGGUGGUCUGGCCUUCCUGGACUUUUGGUCCCUGUAUAAUCCAUACCGUGAUUUACCACUCUCGUUUGUCGAAGAGCUUAUCGUCAAGCGUGAUGAUCUAGAUAGGGUAGCCCAAAAGGAAUUGAUUGAGAAUAUUAAGAGUAAAGUCGCUGAAGAGGCUGCCAAGACCAAGCACAUCACGCCCACUGUAUUUAGCAAAAUCACUGUUGGCAAGUAG
Molecule: messenger RNA, 2265 nt
Organism: Synchytrium microbalum
Lineage: Eukaryota; Fungi; Chytridiomycota; Chytridiomycetes; Synchytriales; Synchytriaceae
Exons: 5
Coding region: 1-2265 (754 amino acids)
Biological process (GO): exocytosis; exocyst localization
Cellular component (GO): exocyst
Molecular function (GO): SNARE binding
Source: RefSeq, a predicted model, not a curated record